Molecule: messenger RNA, 2787 nt
Organism: Aspergillus nomiae NRRL 13137
Lineage: Eukaryota; Fungi; Ascomycota; Eurotiomycetes; Eurotiales; Aspergillaceae
Exons: 6
Molecular function (GO): hydrolase activity; oxidoreductase activity
Source: RefSeq, a predicted model, not a curated record
CCUCUUUGGUUGAACAUGACUACAAGACAUUCUCGCCCUCCUAAGCGGGUUGCUAUUGUGGGCGGUGGAAUUUCCGGUAUUGCCUGUCUCUGGGGUUUGCGGGACUCCGACUACGAAGUGCACUUAUAUGAAGCCGAUGGCCGACUUGGCGGACAUGCAAAUUCCGUCCCGUUUCGCGGGAACGGCACCGUGAGAGACGUUGACACAGGUUUUGUAAUUCUGAAUGAGGAAAGCUACCCCCACUUCAGCGCCUUUAUCAAAGCCCACGGUGUUGAGACAAUUGCUACCGACAUGUCCUUCAGUGUCUCGGAUAGCGAUGGUUUCAGGCAGUGGGGAAGUGCAUCUUUCUGGAGCUUCGUGGGGUGUUUUUCAAAUCUGUUCAGACCAUGGUUCUGGAGGCUGGUAUUUGACAUUGUGCGGUUUAAUUAUUUCGCAACAGAUAUUCUUCACGAAAAGCCGGAGCGCGGCAAAUCGGAUGAACUUGAGUCUAUCGGAGAAUAUCUGACUCGACAGCAAUACUCCCCGCAGUUCAAGCGAUAUUAUCUUAUCCCCAUGGUGGCAGCUCCAUGGUGCCUUGAUCCUGAGGAGGCUGCACGUACAUUCCCGGCGGAGACGCUGAUCCGGUUCAUGUCAAAGCAUCACCUGCUGGACACUCUUACCCAUAAGCUGCAGUGGCGCAGCUUCAGUAAUGGGUCGAAAACAUACAUAGAUGCAUUUGUGAGAGGACUGCCAAAAGAACAUCAUCUGCAUCUCGGGAUAGCAGUACAACGUAUAACAAGAAAUCCAGAUUCUUGUGUGUCCAUAAUCACAGGCACCGGAGUUGUAGAGAGUUUCGAUCAUGUUGUACUGGCUGUGCAUGCUAAAAUUGCGCUGCAAAUGCUCGGCGAUGAGGUUAGCGCUGAGGAAGAUGAUGUCUUAGGAGCAUUUGAGACUAGCAGGACAGUUUGUGUACUUCAUUCGGACGAAACAGUUCUCCCCAAGCGACCGUCGGCUCGUGUGUCCUGGAACUGUAUCCUCCGAAGCCCCCGUUCUUGCAGGGAUGAUUUUCACUCGGUCACUCGGCCACCAAGGAUGACAAGCGAUGGGGGUGGGUUUUCUGUAACGUACGACAUGAACAGACUGCAGGCGAUUCCUAGUCCUGGAGAAGAGGGGAGCCCAGGCCGAGUGCUGGUGACUAUGAACCCAAUGACCGCCCCCUGUCAAGCUCGCAGCUGGCACCUGUAUCAUCAUCCCAAAAUUACCUCAAAGAGUGUUCAGGCUCUCAAGCGCCUUCAUUUGUUGAAGUCCGGCGGCAAUGUCAGUUUUGCUGGGGCGUGGAUGGGGUAUGGGUUUCACGAGGAUGGCUUUGUCGCUGGCUUGCAGGUGGCGAAGGAGAUAAUUGGAGGAGAUCUACGACGACUAGCAGAACCCCAGGCAUAUUCCAGAAUGGCCUCAAUCGAUGAUCAAAAGAAGCUUGUCAAACGUAUCUGCCAGAAAUACCAAAAUUCACCAUGGCUGCCCCUCUCGCAGCUCCAGAAAGCUACUUCGCUCGAUACCCCAGCACGUGGAGGAAUCUGGAUCUCAAGAACUACCUUUUCAGCACCUUUUAACCCGGCAAUCAGAAACGUCCUGUUCUCAGUUAUCCACCGUUUAAAGAAAGAGUACCACCACAUCUCGCCGGAAGAAGAAACUCCAAUCGCCGACGUGGGCGUUGAAUUCAUCGGCCCUCGCUCUCAAGUCCCAGAUGAUGCCCCUGAGCCGGAUAUUCCAGAGGAAGACAAGCUUCGUGCCCUGCUGCAGGAAUGCGAUAACAGACUGACCAUCCUCUAUGCUCAUGGUGGCGGUCUUUAUUUCAGUGGCCCAGCACAGUAUCGUGCUUCCUCCGUUCGCCUGGCAAGGUUAACCGGUGCGCGUGUCGCCUCCAUUAAAUACCGUCUUGCGCCAUCCCAUACCUUCCCCGCUCCGAUCCUCGACAUUCUCAUCGCAUAUGCAAGUCUACUGUACCCUCCACCCGGGGCUCCUUACCCAGCCAUCCCCGCGAACCAGAUCGUGCUGGCUGGAAAUAGUGCCGGGGCGAAUUUAGCCCUGGGACUCAUGAAAUUCCUCCUCGAAAUGCAGAAACUUCCUCCCUUGGACGCAACGUUCGAUUUCCAUGGACAGUCUGUGACGCUACCUCUCCCUGCCGGCCUUGCGAUCGUAAGCGGUUGGUGUGAUCAGUGUGAUUCACUUCCCUCCUGGCACUGUAAAGGCGAGACCGACAUCCUGAACGUGCUUCAGCCCGCAUGUAUGCCCGGCCACCCCACCGAUAGCAUUUGGCCUGCGAGUCCGCCGCGCGAAGCCCCCUAUUGCGUCGCUGCUUUGCUCGACCAUGAACUUGUCAGUCCCGCAGCCGUGGAAGAUUGGACGGGCGCACCGCCGAUGUGGUUCGCGUGUGGCUGUGAGGAGCGCGGAGUGGAUGGGAACCGGGUGGUGGCAAGUCGGGCAGCGAAGUCUGGUGUCUCAGUGGUCUGGAAUGAGUAUGAGGGGAUGCCGCAUGAGUUUCCGAUCUUCCUUGGUGCCUUGCCGCAAACCAAGCAUCUUCUUCAGCUCUGGGCUGCAGCCUGUCAGUCCUUUUCAAGGGGCAAAGUUGGGGCGGCAGCGCCGAAGCCGGUAGCUGUGAGGUGGUUAAUGCCAGAUUGUAAACGGGUAGAGUUGGGUAAUCCAGUCGAUAUUGCUCCGUUGCCGUUUGCGGAGGUGAAAAAGAAGAUGAAGGCGUAUAAUGCUACGCGACCCGUUUGGACUGGGAGAUUACAUGAACAUAAAUUGUGA